AUGAAUAAAAAAAUAAUUAAAACAAUAGAACUUAUAAAAAAGUCAUACGCGCAACCAAUUAUUUUUAAUACACUAAUAAAUAAUUUGAGUUAUCUAAUGGAUACUUGUAAACCAUUAUACGAGAUAAAAGAUGAUUGGUCAAAAAUUUUGAUAUACUGUGUAACACCCAAUCGUAUCCCCAACCAAGGACUUGAUUCAAAAAUUCUUAAUUUAUUAAAGAAAAUGAGAAAUGAAAAACUUGAAGAUGAGUCAAAUUUAAAAUUAUUAAUUAUUUUGUAUUAUAUGAAAAAUAGAAAUCUUAAAUAUUUAAAUCAUUUAAUUGUUUUUGAACUAAUAAGUAAUUACAUGGGAAUUAAUGAUUUUUAUGAUGGAUUGAUUUUAUCAAUAUUUUGUUCAGCAAUUAAUGCAAAUUUGUAUGGUUUUGAACAAAAUAAAAAAUACAGAGAUGAUACCAUUUGUCAUCUUUUGAAUACUAUAAAAAAUUAUAAUUUGAGUUCUUUAAAUAUUUAUAUUGCUCUUCCACUUUUUAUACAGUAUGAUGUUCCAUAUGCUAUUAAUGAUUUAGAUAUUCAAAAUGACUUUGCAACAUUUUGUAAGUUAGAAGCAUUAUGUUUCUAUGCAAAAUAUUCAAAGGAUGAGACUAAAUUAAAAGAGUUAAUGCCUAAAGACGACAUUUUUAUAAAAGCUUUUUCUGAGUAUAUAAAUAAGAUAUUUGUGAUUCAACAAGAACAUUUUAAAUGUAAUUUGCGACUGGAAGAUAGAAGUAUUUUUUAUAAAAUUGAGGAUGCUUAUUCCAAGUCUAUAGAUCGACAAAAGUUUAAAAAUGAUUUAUUAGAAUUUAUCACUAACCUUUAG
This is a messenger RNA of Vairimorpha ceranae, 855 nucleotides long. RefSeq names its product dna-directed rna subunit e. The record is from RefSeq and is a predicted model, not a curated record. Lineage: Eukaryota; Fungi; Microsporidia; Nosematidae. The transcript has a single exon. The coding region runs from base 1 to 855 and encodes 284 amino acids.